AUGCCUCCCUCAUAUCGUGUUGACCCCGAUGAGGAAGAACGAAAUCGAAGAACUCCGGAACAAAAUAUCUCCUCAUCGUCAUCGUCCUCCAACAAUGAAGAAUCAACAAAAAGCGAAGACGAGUCGUCGCAUCCGAACGAGACUCAGGGUGAUGGCAGCAACAACACGAACAGAAACCCUCCCGGACCGCGAUUCUUAACACCAGAGGAGACCAUCGAGCUUGCUCGCCGUGCAGUCGAGAAUGGGAUACUGGAAACUAAGCGCUCCCUGGCAGGAAGCGAGGCUGUCAGCGAUGUGGUCAAGCCUAAAUUGACCAUUGAUCUGGGCCAUUCCAAUGUUGUCCGAAUUCCCGAGCCGGUGGUGGAUGCGAUCAAAGACGAGGUUGAAAGAUUGUCAUUAUCGAACAACCAUCUUUUCCACAUUCCAUAUCGUUUCGCUGAGUGCUCGCAUCUUCGUUACCUCAAUAUUAGGGCGAAUAACUUUCGGGAAUUCCCUAGAGGGGUGUACAAGCUACCUCUACUCGAGAUAUUAGAUCUCAGUCGCAACAAGAUCAGUCAUAUACCCGAAGAGAUAAAGAGGUUGUCGUCCUUGCGAGUUCUGUCUAUCAUGCAGAAUAGGCUUGAAGAUUUGCCCGCAGGAAUUUCCGACAUGAACAAGCUCCAGAUCUUAAAGGUGGCCGGCAAUCCGUUGAGAAAUCCCCUUCGCCGAGUUCUAGAGACAUCGGAGACAGAGAUCGCCCCAUCCGCCUUGACAGAUAAUGAAAAGGAGGUUGCUGUCACAGCGGAGUUGAAGAGAUUCUUGAAAUCUAGGCAAUCCUCUGAGCAGGACAGGGGUAGUGCAAGCGAGGGCACUCUGGACACACCCAAACCCAUCAGGCGCAGACCGAGCAGUCGAUUCCCUGUCAUUCCCAGUCUAAGUGAAGGGUCUGUUGACCCUAAAUCGCCAUCGUUUGCAAGACCUCCGCCGAUCCCACUGAAAUCCCACUAUCGUAUUGCUUCUGGACAUAGCACGAUUUUCCACAGUGGCGCCUUUCAGCGACCGGGUGUGACCCCACUGGCAGGAGUCAACGAACGCAAUCGAAGUAACAGCGAAGGCAUAAUUCAAGCAUCAUUCGCUGCCCGCAACAAGCGGAUGGGGGUCAUCAAUAGGAAAAACACUGAUUUGGGAACGCUGGAUGAAACGCGGCCCUACCGCAACAGUCACCUUCGCGGCCUAAGCCAUGGUUCGAUAUUGAAAACGAGGACAGCUGGUACCAUGCACGGGAGCAAUUCCUCCAGUCCAAGUAGUCCUCGGGAGCGCCGACGCUUGAAAGACGGGUUUGUGAACCGCAUGUCAAGCUUACCAGAACACAAGGGCGAAAAGGAAGCAUUGAACCCUGUCAUUGAGAGUGCCAAGGGCAUCUUAUUUGCGCUUUUUCAGGUUCAAUCCCAUGUGUCAGCUGUAAUCAACGUCAUCAAACGUGACGACUCACGACGGAAUAGUCUGGAGAUUGUUUUUUACAAUGCUUCCACACACGUUGAUCGGCUCAAUGAAGCCCUUGAGAUUGCAGAGACCUCUCAACCAUGCGAGCAGGACAUACUGAAGCUGACGAAUGAAUCCGUAAAACGAGAGUGCGAAACAUGCAUCGUGGCGUAUGCCCACGUUGGCACGCAACUGCGGAAUAGUCUUGAAAAGAUCGUCGCCAAUGGUGAUUCGCGCUAUGUGCGGUCGCUCAUGCUCAUGAUUCAUGGCAGCAUGAUUGAGCUUCGCAAUGCCUGCGUGAGCUUGGGGGUUCCUUUGCAAUCUGGGAAGCGGAAUUUGACCCAAAAACCACCAGUACCUGAGAUCAAUAAAGAACCUGCAGUGUCUGAUCGGUUCCUUGGACCGACUGUGACCCCGACUAGAGGUGACCGUUCUUUGUCCGUGCGCCGGUACAGAAGUGAUACCACAAUCCAACACCCUCGGAUUAUCACCAAUGGACCUUUACCUGCGGCAGCGAACUAUCAGUCCGCUGUCAGUUCACCAGGCUUCGCAUCAACGCCUUUUAGCUUCGGAGCACGAAGCCGAUCAAGCAGCAGAUCUAACCUCGUCAAUUCUUCCGUGCCCUCAUCCCUUGCGACUCCUCGCUCUGGGGAGUCUUUCCCACCAAUCCCAACUUCAGUCGUGCCCAGGAUCAAUCCUCUGACUGGGUUAGAUGAGAUUGAAGAAGAGCGAAUCUUUGAGAAGAUCUUCCAGCAGCUGUUUACUGCUUAUACUGCUGCAGUCAAUGCGCUGCCGGUGGCGAGUCGUCACUUCAAACGCUGUCUUGAGGUAGCGGAGCAAAGCCGGGAAUCGGAAGGCGUGCAAAUGCUUUGGAACAAUCUUAUUCGCCGUUGCCACGUGUGUCUGGAAGUUUCCGAGGCGCUCGGGCAGCGUCUUUCCAAUAUGAAGGUGAAAGAACCAGGUGGCGGAAUGCGCAAUCAGCGCGAAUUCUGGCAACUAUGCAAAGGCUUCAUGCAAUCCUUUGUCGACCUCGUCACUGACAUGCGCGAGGUUAGAAGCAUGCAUCUUCUCCCGCCCGACAUCAUUGUUAUCCUUCGCCCGGUGCAGAGGGCCAGCAGGGAAGCCGGCCGGUUGAUUGAGGCUUCUCCGUGGUCGUACCUCGCGGACAUGGCAACCGGCAAUGGUCCAAGCAAUAUCUACGGGCCACCGCUGCAUUCGCAGCAUACACAGCAUCAGACUUCCGGGUCAAGUUCUAAUGGGUUCCACAUCAACUCGACGCUGUCCCCGCAAUCCAUUCACCUCCCUGCGACUCCCUUGAGUGCGGCUCUCGGCCCGGCCGCACAGGCGACUGUGCCCACCACACCUGCCAGUGCCUACAGCGACAAGUUUUUUGAGGGUGAUGUGUUCCAGCGGGCAGAUUCACUCCUUUCGAUGCCAAAUCAAGCACCUUUUUUCAGCCGCCGUUGA
Aspergillus clavatus NRRL 1 is the source of this 2928-nucleotide messenger RNA. RefSeq names its product RAM signaling pathway protein domain-containing protein. The record is from RefSeq and is a predicted model, not a curated record. The transcript has 4 exons. Gene Ontology annotation, molecular function: protein binding. The coding region runs from base 1 to 2928 and encodes 975 amino acids. Lineage: Eukaryota; Fungi; Ascomycota; Eurotiomycetes; Eurotiales; Aspergillaceae.